CAGUAUCAGUACCAACCACAAAUCCGGAGCUACGCAAUCCGGAUUAAUUGUUUUUAUUUAAUUUUUAUUGUUUAAAAUUAUACCAUCUAAAAAUAACAAUUAUAAUAAACAUAAAUAAAUUACAUAUUCAACGAAAUAAUCGCCUCAACCUAAAAUAUAAAUAAAAUUUAACAAUUUUGUAUCGCCAUCUUAAAAAAUUAUUGACUCACGCUUUAAUACGUCUCUCACAUCAAUUAACAAAUAAAAUAAAUUACAUAAAAAAUAAUGUUCAAUAUAUAUUAUCCAUUAAGUAAUUAUUCAACAUCGCGUAAAAAAAUUUUAAACAAAUAACCCGCGAGUGUUAUUUAAAUUCAAAUUUAAAUAUUCAUUUAUAAAUUUAAAAUUUAAAUAAUUAUUAUUAUCAUCAUUAUUAUUAUUAUUAUUUUGACAGUUGUGUGUCAUGUUCCACUUAACCAGUGUCUUAGAUCUACAUAAGUGAUUAAAUAUAUAAAUAUAUAUAUUUUAUUUUAUAAAAUAUAUUGUAGACAUUUAUUAAUUUUUUAAAAUAAAACAAUGACGUUGGGUGGGGCCGCGCAAACUUAUUAUUUAAUCAUCUAAAAAAAAUUCAAAUUUAAAUCUAACGAGUACUAUUUUUAAAUAAAAUAUACCUUAAAUAAUAAUAAUAUAAUAUAUGUGAAAAUAUACAUAUAUAUGCAUGUAUAUAUAUGACUAUUUAUCAAAAAAAAUAUAUAAAUAAACAAGAUUUUAUAAAAAGGAAGCCAUCGCCAUUACUGUUCUCUCAAUUAUCUCUGGGUGUCUCGCUUUCAUUUGGUUGCUGUUGUUGGCCCUCGGCAGCAGCUGAAACCGAUUAAAAAGUGUGAGAGGGCAACGAUAUCAACUCGGCAUAUCCAGGAUUUUUAAAAAAACGUCUAGAAAUUUAAAAAAAAAUCAAGAAAAAAAACUAGACGUAGACAUAAGAGAAUAGAGAACGAGAGUCUUGGGACAAGGAAUAAAAUAAAGAAGAAAUAAAAAUAAUAAAUAAUGAAUCCGGGUAAUCAACAUCAUCGGGGCAUGAGUAUGCAGGGACGGUAUCGUAAUGUUGGUGGUGGAUCAGGAUCAGGGCCAGCAUUAGCACGUUCAGCUCCAACGAGUCAUAGCCAUAGUCACAAUCGCUCAAGCUGGCAUCAACACUCUCACAAUUCUCACAAUCAACUUAAUCAACAUAAUCAGCAGUACAACAAUAAGGAGUACCCCUAUCGUCAGGGAGCAUCGGCACGAUAUCAUAAUGGAGAUUCGGGAGUAAGUUCGUCGUCUAACCCAACGGUAAAAGAUGUCUACCAUGGCCCAAAUAAUGCCAACGUAGCUUACAAGCCCCAAUCACACACAAAUCGCGUUGCUCAGCCACCACCGACUCCGUCAUCACAACCGUCAUCUUCGUCUCAUUUCACAUCCGAUCUCACUCCUAAUCAUCGUCGACCUAUUUCGCCGCCAUUACGUAUCAAUAUCUAUAACCAGGAUACAUCUACGAUGCGGGGUCCACUGAUGAAUCUAAGCCCAACUCUAAGCGUAAACGCUGAUCUCGAGUACCGCCGACCUCCUCAAACAGCAAACCAACUAUCAGCCUUAAGUCCGAAUGUUUCAAUGCAAGCAUCUCCAGCUUACUACCGUCAGUCGCCACUGGACACACCCGAGGGCCGUAAAAGUGAAUCUCCAUCACGUAAACGUCGUCGCAUAUCUCGGAAUGCCGGAGUCAGUGGUCCCAAUAUCAACGUAGGAGUAGCCAAUGGUGGACCAGGUCCAAUUGGUCCAGGUAAUUUAGAAAAUCAUCCUGUGCAUCAUCAGCAGCAGCAAGUCCACCAUCAGCAGCCUCCAGGACAUCAUCAGCAGCAGCAAGAAUCAACAUCUUCGACUCAAUCGCCACCUCUGCUUUCAAACGCAGCACCAUGGGAAUUAUCAGCUCCCCAAAGACGUUCACCACGUAAUCAUAUAGCGACGCGUGGAAGCCCACCAAUAAGAAAUCGGUACCCGCGAUACACUGAUUCCUUCACGCUGUCGUACCCAUUUCUACCCGGAAUGCCGCAACAUCUACAUGGUCCGCAUCACAAUCUCCAUAGCAACACUUUGCAUCAUAGUAAUAUCCAUGGGCUACACAAUACUCAUCACAAUAUCCAUGGACAUCAUGGUCUACAUGGUAACGGACAUCCCCAAGCACACCAGCAUCCAAUUCAACAAGGAACUGGCCACCAUCCAUCAACUGGUACCAAUAACCCAGUGGUUGUUGAAGUUGGACAAGUUGGAGUCUCAGGUCUUGGUGUUACAGUCAGUGGGGAACCCAUUUGGCAUCCAGCGGGUGCUACUACGGGUUUUCAUCAUAGGAUACCUUGUCAAUUACACAGCAUAUAUGCUGCGCCAACUGCUCAUGCAUUUGCUCACUCGUGUCAGGUUACUCAUCAUCACCAUCAUACUCAUUAUCAAGCUGGACCGCCACCACCUUCUGGACACAAUUUAAUUGCCGCGACACCGAGAGGUUAUGCUGCUCCUUCAGGAGUCGCUGGGUUACAUCCUCAUCCUCCGCCUACGGUUCACACGGCGCAUUAUCCUACUCAUCAUCCGUUACCUCAGCAGGUAAUGCGAGAAGUUGAAUUAGAAUUAAUAGAGAGACCGCAUCUCCACCAUCACCAUCAUCCGCACCCACAUCGUGUGGGAGGUAAUGGUCCACCAGGUCCUCAAGCGCCGCAACCACAGCCGCCGCCCUCACUUACUCUAUCCCACUCGUACUCACCGCCAACACUGGCACCUCAAGUAUCACCACCGCCAAUGUUUCUCUCCGAAACGCGUAAUAAUCAAAUGGAAUUGCUGCAAUCCCGCACUCGACGUCCUGCAGCACAACGUAACAGAAACCCCCAGCGACCUAAUUCCCAUACAAGAUGGACCCGCGGUGGAGGCGCACCGCCAAUGCCACCAUCAUCUUAUCCCGGACUUCUUUUUCAUUUCUUGGCAAUGUUUAGUAAUCCACCAUUAUCGUCAUACAGCCAAGCAGAAUUAUCAUCACCCGAGUCCGCUGAAACCGAAAAUUACGAGGCGCUACUGUCACUUGCUGAGCGACUCGGUGAAGCCAAACCACGAGGUCUUACACGAGCUGAAGUUGAACAGUUGCCGUCAUACAAAUUUAAUGCUGAGACUCAUCAAGGUGAUCAGACAAAUUGUGUCGUCUGUAUGUGUGAUUUCGAACCACCUCAGUCACUCAGAGUGCUACCAUGUUCACACGAAUUUCACUCAAAGUGUAUUGACAAAUGGCUUAAGUCAAAUCGAACAUGUCCAAUCUGUCGUGGUGAUGCUGCUGAUUACUUUGGUCCCACCGCAGGAGCUAAUGGUGGAGGGAGUAGUAGUACUACAAGCGGGGAAUGACCUACAAUAUCACAUGUACUUUAACAUUAGCUAUCAUUAUUAUUAUUAUUAUUAUCAUUAUUAUUAUUAAUAAUACCUCCCAAUUGGGUGCCUAUUUUUUCAUGCUAUAAAUAUACAUAAAUAUAUAAAUAUAUAUUUAUGUAUAUAUAUACUGAGUGUCUUUAAAUAAUAAUAAAAUUAAAGAGAUCAAAUAAAAUAAUUUUUAAUUAUUGAUCAAAUAAUUAAAAAAAAAACAUUAAAUUAAAUACUAAUAAUUAAUAAUAAUAUAAAAUUAAUGGUAAUGAAAACUAAAUAAUAAUAAUAAUUAUUAAUAAUUGAUAAUAUUGAAUAUAUAUAUAUAUGUGUAUAUGUUAUAUAUAUCAUAUAUAAUGUAUAAAUAUGUAAAUUCAGCUAAAUUUUACGUGCAUCUAAACGCGUUCCUCCGUCCGUUUGCAAGAAAAAAGAAAAAAAAUACAAGUACUAUUACAAUUAUUCGUGGUUACAAAAAAAAGAGGGUUUUAAACAAUGGAAAAAAAUAUAACGAUUUAAAUACAUUUGUAAAUUUCCUUUCUGAGCUUUAUUAGUUUUUUUUUUGCAUUGUAUGUAAAUAAAUAAAUUAAUUAGACGAUUAGGGUAGAUGGUAAUUAAUGAGUGUGUAAAAAAUGUAGCCGUGAGUUUAUUAAUUAUUAUUAUUAUUUUUUUUUGUUUAAGUAGUGAAUUUAUAAAAUAUUAAGUAACUAGAGGGACUAAAAAUUUUGAAUUUUAAUUAAUAGAUUAGAGGUAGUAGAUUAUCGUAUUUAAAUGUUUAUAUAUUAUAUAUUAAUAUUAUUAUUUUUUUAUUUAAGUUGAUUUGAUAAUGAGAUUUUUAAAUUUUAGACUAAUAUUUAAGUUUUUUUUUCUUACUCAGAAAGUAUGAGGGAAAUUAAUUUUUUAGAGAGGAAGUUUGAAGGAAAUUUAAUGCCCUUUCAAAUGAGUACAAACAAGCCAUACUUAUUUUUGAUAAAUUUUUAGAUACACAUAUAUUUUAAUAACGGGUUUAUAAAUGUAUGUGAAAAUAUCAGGAAUAAGUAUGGCUUGUCGGUACUCGUUUAAAAGCGCAUUUAAUUUCCUAUCUCUCUGCAGUUUUAAAAAAAUUUUUUCAGUAAUUUAAAAACUAGUUUUUGAAAUUGUUAUUUAAUUUCAAAAAAAAAUUUUUUUCAUAUUUAGAUAAUUAGAGAAUUGAAAAUGCUUUCAAACGAAUACUAACAAGCUGAAGUUAUUUUAAAAAUUUUUUAAUAUAUACAUAUAUUAGAGUUUAUAUAUAUAUAUAUGAAAAUUUUUGAAAGUAUAGCUUGUGGGUACUCAUUUUAAAGUGCAUUCAAUUCUCUAUGUUUUUAUGCACAUAAAAUUUUUUUAAAAGUAAUUUACUAAUUAAUACAAUUAAUUAUUUACUCACUCGUACUUUCUCUAUUUGAAUUUUUAUUAUUAUUAUUAUUAUUUAAUUGGCUUUAUUAGGAACAAAUUAUUUAGUGGCUAUUUUAAAAUUGUUUAUAAAAAUAUUAAUUUCUUAAAAUUGUUAUUAAUUUUUAUAUAAAAAUAAUAUUUAAUUAUUUUUCUAAAUAUUUUGAUAUUAAUUAAUAAAAAAAAAAAAAAUUCGUCGCUUUUUUGAUUUUUUUUUUUUAAUAUAAUUAAAUUAUAAACAAUUACAUAUUGUCACUAAUUAUUAUUAUUAUUAUUAUUAUUAUUAUUACUAUUACUAUUAUUAUUAUUAUAAAAUAAUAAUAAUAAUAUUAUUUUAUUACAUUGAAUCAUGAUGAUAUUCUGGAGCGGGUGCCUUUGCAUUGAAAAAAAAAAAAAAAUAUCAAUCGAAAAAAAAUAUCUGACGUUUAAAAACCGUUUAAAAAUGAAAAUAAAAAUAAUGAAUAAUAAAAAAUAUGUUAAUAGAAAAAAUAUAAAUGUCUAUUCCAAAACAAAACUUAUAAAAAAAAAAAUAUUGAAAAUUAGAAAAAAGGUACAAACGCAUAUACGUAAUAUGUAAUAUAAAAAAAUGGAUUCAAUGGGAAGUUUUUUAUUUUUUCUGAUUUUUUUUUUAGUAGAAAAAAUGAUUAUAUAAAUUAGUCAUGAAAAUUUUGACAUUAUCUAGGACAUAGAUAAUUUUUCUUUUACUAAAUUUUAGUUUGUAGUUAAACUAUUGAAAAUAUGAUAAAAAUGAAUGAGAAAGAUUUUGUAGAGAAUUUAAUUCUGAAUAAAAAAGGUUGAGUUCGUUUUUAACCUUAAGCUGAUAAUAUAUGAUCAUAUAUGAUAUCGUAAAAAAUUAUAUAUGAUUAUAUCUGAUCAGAUACAAAACAUGCCCAUGGAUAAUAGAAAAUAUCACUUUAUCUUCUAUCAUACAUGAUUAUAUAUGACCACAUAUAUCAGAUAUGAUCACAUACAUCAAAUAUGACCAUAUAUCAUAUAUUUCAGAUAUGAUCAUAUACGAUCACAUAUUUUAUAUGAGCAUAUACAUCAGAUAUUACCAUAUAUCAUAUAUGAUCAUUUGUGUCAGAUGAGAUCCUAUAUGAUAUAUAGUCAUGUCUAAUCAUAUAUGUCAGAUAUGAUCAUAUAUAACCAGAUAUAUCAGAUAGGAUCAUAUAUGAUAUCAGAUAAUAUGAUAUUUGUAUCAUACAGGAUCAUAUUUUGUAUCUAAUCAGAUAUAAUUAUUCAUAUAUGAUCAUAUCUGAGUAUUUUUUUUUAAAUUAUGAUUAUAAUCAAAUUUUAUAAAACAAAAAAAAAUUCAAAAAUUUAAACAUGAUAUUUUUACGAAAAAUUAAACUUAAAAAAUUUAAAAAUAUUAAUUUUUAUAAAUGACUAAUUUAUAUAAUUAUAAAAUAUUCUCACAAUUUAAUUUAAAUAAUAAAUAUGCUGCUACUAAUAGAUU
This is a messenger RNA of Microplitis mediator, 6262 nucleotides long. It is a transcript of the gene mura, whose product is annotated as E3 ubiquitin-protein ligase RNF38-like. The coding region runs from base 1021 to 3387 and encodes 788 amino acids. NCBI's taxonomy places the organism in Eukaryota, Metazoa, Arthropoda, Insecta, Hymenoptera, Braconidae. The record is from RefSeq and is a predicted model, not a curated record. The transcript is spliced from 7 exons.